Messenger RNA from Dictyostelium purpureum, 2648 nucleotides. RefSeq lists its product as uncharacterized. Gene Ontology annotation, molecular function: DNA binding. NCBI's taxonomy places the organism in Eukaryota, Evosea, Eumycetozoa, Dictyosteliales, Dictyosteliaceae. The transcript has 2 exons. Bases 40 to 2574 code for a protein of 844 amino acids. The record is from RefSeq and is a predicted model, not a curated record. Gene Ontology annotation, biological process: mRNA splicing, via spliceosome. Gene Ontology annotation, cellular component: nucleus.
UUUUUUAUUUUUUUAUUUAUUAUUUAUUUCAAAAUAAUAAUGAAUUUCACAAAAUCAAAUAAACAAAGACAAAUAAGGAAAAAAGUUAUUGAAGAAGAAAAUAUAAACAAUACAGAUAAUAAUAAUAAUAAUAACAAUAAUAAUAUCGAUAAUAAUAAUAAUAAUGAAAUAAAUAUAGAUUCAAAUUUUAUCCAACCAACGAAAUCAAUAAUAAGUGGUAGUUUAAAUAAAAAAAAAAAUAAUACUUUUUCAACAAAAAAAUCGACACCAUCAAAUAAAUCAUUAAAUUUAUUUAGUUUUGAAGAAGGUGAAAGCAAUGAUAAUGGCAAUGAAGGUGAUAUGGGAUCAAUCAAAGCUAACCCGAUAAUGUUAAAAAGAAAUGAUAUUCAAUUCGAAGACUCAAAAGCAGUAACUAUUAAAUCAGAAUCAUUAGGCCAAUAUACAAACGAAAUUCUAGAUAGUUUAAAAAAGACAACAACAUCAAAACCCGUAAAACUUGAAGACCAAAUACCUAAAAAGGAACAACACACUGAGGAGGAGGGUAAUGGAAUGGAAAUCGAUGAUAAAAAGUAUAGUGACGAAAAUAAAUCAUCCAAUUUUGUACCCCCAACAGCCGAACAAAUUAAACUGGCUAAAGAAAGAAGGCUAAGAGCAAGAGAUGGCCAUUUAGAGACCUCAUCCACCCAAUCGACAUCAAAAACACUUUCUAAAGAUUUUUUACCACUUAAAGUUAGCGAUAAUGAUGAUGAAAAUGAAUCAAACUCAAGGCUAAUUAGAGAAGAUGAUGAUGAUGAGUUAGAAGAAGAGUACAACAUCAAAUCAAAGGGUACUAUUAAAUUUGGGGAUCCUGGUAAACAAAGUAAAAAAGAUAUAAUCAAUGAUGAAGAUUUUCAAGAUAUUAAUAAAUCAACUAAAUCAAAGUCUACUGCCGAUCAAGAUGAAGAUGAGGUCGAGGAAGAAGAUGAAGAAAUUCAAAGAUGGCGUUUAGAACUAAUUAAAAAGGGUGGGGGUAUGAAAAGUAAUCAGCAGCAACAGCAUAGUGUAUCAGAUGACUAUCAUAGAAAGAAAAUUGAAAGAGAGAUAUUACUAGGUCCAGUUGAGGGUGAAAGCGGGUAUAAAUCAUCACCAAGUUUUACAAAUAUAGCCACUGGUGCAACAACAAAAUCAUCGUCGACAUCUUAUUUGGAAAUGGUUUUAAAGGAUUUAGGUUUAGCAUUAUCAAGCUUAAAUGAAGUUAAAUAUUCACACCAGAGUGAAUUUGAAAAAAUUCAAGAAGCACUAAGAGAUUCGGUUAUACAUCUCUCAACAUUGGAAUCGAGUCAACAUUUAUCACAGGACCAGGCAAUAUUUUAUGACGAAUUAAAGCAAUACUCUGAUAAUAUGACCGAUUGCUUAGGUGAAAAAAUACCACAAAUCGAAAAAUUAGAAGAUCGUUAUAUAGAACUGCUUAAAGAUCAUGCUCACGAUAUAAGAAAACAACAAAGAUUAGAAAUUCAAGAUCACAUUGAGCUAAUUCAAGAAAAUGAACCAGAAUCAAAUAUUAAAUCAAUUGUUAAAGAUGACGAGAAAAUGAAAACAGAACAAGAAGAAGAUUUAGAUGAAUUUGGAAGAGAUCGUUCUUAUUUUGAAAAAAGCUCAAGAAAUAAAAGAUUGGAGCAAUAUAGAUCAAGAAAUAAUGAUAAUCAAUCUGGUGAAGAGGAAAUGUUAUUAAACGAAUCUGAUGAAAAAUAUUAUUUAGAUGAAAGAAAUAAAGUUUUAGAGCUUAUCAAAGAGGUUAUAGUCGACGUUGACCCAGAUUACAGCGAUAUCGUUAAUAUUAAAGAGAAAUUUGAACAUUGGAAAUCAAAAGAUUUAAAGUCCUAUCAGAAAGCCCAAAUGCCUUUUAUAAUGCCCUCAAUAUUUGCCCCAUUUGUUAGAUUGCAAAUGAUCGAAUGGUCUCCACUAUCAAAUAUAACUUUUGAUUCAUUAAAAUGGUAUAAUGAUUUAUUCAGUUAUGGUUUAAAUGUAAAUGACGAAGAUAAUAAUUUAAUACCUAAACUUAUCGAAAAGGUUGUUAUACCCAAGGUCGAAAUAUUUAUUACUUUUAUUUGGGAUCCAUUUUCAAAGAAACAGACAGAUAAUUUAAUAAAUUGUAUCGAUGAAUUAUUAUUAUAUAUCGAUAAGAACUGUGAAGAUAUCAAAUUACUUUUUUCUCAAAUUUUCUCAACUUUAAAAUAUACGAUUGAUUCCAUAACUUUGAUUCCAUACUCAAAGCAAGAUUUAACUUUUUCAGCAAACUAUUUCAAAAAAUGUAUAGCUCUACUAAUUAAUAUUUCAAAGUGGUCAAAAUUUUCAUUACAAUUGCCCCAUAUCAAACUCAAUCAAUUAAUCGAAUACAGCGAUGAGGUUAUAAAUAUUUCAAUUUUACCAUUUUUAAAUAAAUUAAUAAAUAAUAAUAACACAAGCAAUAAUAAUAACACAAGCAAUAAUAAUUUAUUUGAUUUAUUUAACCAAUAUUUAACAAAUGUACAGUGGUCAAAUAUAAAACAUAAACAAACUUUAGAUAAUUUUUUAAAUCAGUUAACAAAAAAUUAAAUAAAAAAAUAAUAAAAAAACGAUUAAGAGUUUGAUAUACUCCCAAAUGUUAAAAGCUUUUUUGAUAACUUUAU